GAAAGCGGGCAGCAAGGGGCGGCGCCAGGAGGCACCCUUAGCCUUGAGGUAUAAGCCCGGUAGUAGUUGCUCGUUCUUUCUGUUGCCCGCCCCCCCUCAGCAGCCGCCUCCGUCUCCCCUCGCUAUGUUACUUCGGCUCCGUGUCAGCCUCUCCCUCCUCCUCCUCCUCCUCCUCCUGAGCUGUGGGACGAGAGGCCAGGAACAGGCGAGCAAAAGCGAAACUCCUCCGCUCCAGAUUGAAACCCUGGUGGCGUCUCCUGUGGGCUGCACCGAGCGCUCGGCGACAGGCGACACUGUGGACAUCCACUACACAGGUAUUCUCGAAGAUGGUCGCAUUAUUGAUACCUCACUCUCCCGUGAUCCAUUGCAAGUGGAAUUGGGCAAAAGACAAGUCAUUCCAGGUUUAGAACAGGGUCUGCUGAAUAUGUGUGUUGGGGAGAAACGAAGAGUCAUUAUCCCUCCUCACCUGGCAUAUGGCAAGCGAGGUUCUCCCCCAGCUAUACCAGCUGAUGCCGUUCUGCAAUUUGAAGUUGAAUUAAUCCAGCUCUCCAGAGCCAAUUACUGGCAGAAGCUAUCCAACGAUAUACUCCCCUUGCUAAGCAUUGUGCUUGUCCCAGCACUGCUGGGACUGAUUGGCUACUAUCUCUACAAGAAAGCCCAGAUGCCCCGAAUAUCUAAGAAGAAACUCAAGGAAGAGAAGAAAAACAAGAUCAAAAAGAAAUAAAGUUGUUCUUUAUC
This is a messenger RNA of Notechis scutatus (mainland tiger snake), 738 nucleotides long. RefSeq names its product FKBP prolyl isomerase 11 (gene FKBP11). Gene Ontology annotation, biological process: protein peptidyl-prolyl isomerization. The record is from RefSeq and is a predicted model, not a curated record. Gene Ontology annotation, molecular function: peptidyl-prolyl cis-trans isomerase activity. NCBI's taxonomy places the organism in Eukaryota, Metazoa, Chordata, Lepidosauria, Squamata, Elapidae. Gene Ontology annotation, cellular component: endoplasmic reticulum.